Prorocentrum cordatum is the source of this 1065-nucleotide messenger RNA. The record is from the annotation of a GenBank genome assembly. NCBI's taxonomy places the organism in Eukaryota, Dinophyceae, Prorocentrales, Prorocentraceae.
AUGGUCGUGGUGCUCGUUCUCGUGAGCAUCGUUUCCGCGGCUUGCGGCAGGCUGUUGCUCGCGGCCAUGCGCGGCAUGCCCAAGAACGAAAGCUUCCAGUUGCGCGUGGAGUUUCCCGACCUGCUCCAGUUCUACCUGCCCCGGGCCUGGUACAUUCCGAGCAUGCUGGUUUACUUGGGGUUCAUGGUCCUGACGCUCAUGACCUACGUCAUCCAGACGGCGCAGGUCCUGGACUACGCCUUCGUCCACUCCACCGGCUACGCCUGGGGCCUCCGGCUCUACCCGGACUUCGGCCCCGUGCGCGGUGCGGAGAAGCACUCGAGCACGCCGUUCGGGGACUCCACCGUUGUGCCCGUGUCUUUCAUGGUCCUCGCCGUGGUGUGCGGGCCGCUUUCCCACAAGAACCUGGACGACAACGUGCCCCUGCAGGUGCUCUCCAUCGUCGGCCUCACGCUGCUUGCCGCCGUGUGGCUCGCCAUACUCCCGGGCAUGCCCGACUUUCCGAGCCAGCUGCCAGUCGCCACGAGCUCGGUGCAAAACGUCAUCGGCACGACGCUCUUCAACUUUGCGUUCGUCGGCUCCCUGCCCUCCUGGGCCAACGAGAAGCGGCCGGAGGUCUCCGUGGACAGGUCCUUCCUGUUCUCCCUCGGCUACGUGGUGCUCGUGUACGCCGCCAUAGGCAUCGUGGGGGGUAUGGCGUAUGAGCCUUACUACGCGACCGACGAGAAUCUCUUCAGCAAGCUCAACGUGAGUGGCCAGCUCAUCGCGAGGUUGACGGUGUUCCUGUACCCGGUCCUCCAGAAUUUCACGUCCAUUCCCGUGUUCUCUAUCAUCCUCAGGUACAACUUCCUGCAGCUCGGCUGGAUGGGCCCGCGCGCCGCCACGAGCGUGGCCUUUGCGCUGCCCUGGGUGCUCAGCAUAUUCUUCUACACAGGCCACGGCUUCGAGACGAUCUCCAAUUGGGGAGGCUUGUUUUUCUCAUCUGUGGUCAAUUUCAUCUUGCCCCUGGUCCUCUUCGCACUCUGCGGGCUCAGGCGAGACAAGCUGCACAGGAUGGAGCCAUGA